ACUCUAGAGUUAUUGCAGUCAAUAUGGCGUAGGCGAUCGUUUUGCUGUUGGCGAGUCAACUGUGUACUUUCGAAUCGGUGAUAGGUGACGUCUAGUAAUUACGUUUAGAUUUUUAUAUGGCCCAUAUCUCAUCACAGCGACACCAUGAAAAAGAUCAUCCUCCACAAGCCGGACGCCUAUCGAAUGAUGACAGAAUCUCAAAAUUCAACUGCAGAAUCUCCUAGCAGUUCAAUACCUCAGCCAGCUGUACCAGACUAUAGCCGUUUAAUGACUCCAGAAUUCUUCGACGAAGAUCUAGAAAGAAUAUUAGAAAAACCUGGUACAGUUCCAAUAGGUAAGGAUAAAUGGAAAUCUAGGGAAUACGAUCUCUGUAAACUAUAUUAAUAACAUCAAAGCGAUCGGGAUGACAUGUCAAUCUCCUAUGCUUUAUUCGUCCUUGGUUUUAAUUUACUUUCCUAACGAAUAUUUCAUAAUUAAUAUACGGUUCGUUUAUACGUGUAUACCUAUGUAUUUAUUUAACAAAAAAGAGUGUAAUAGUUCAACAACAAAGCAUUAUUAAUUAUUUAGAACGGUGAAUUUAUUGUGUUAGAAAAAGGCCGAAGAAGGAGAGGGUGAGAAGAAUUAAGGGAGAUGGGAACUGAGCAUCGGUAACAGGGGACAGAAUAAACAGAAGGAGAGAGACAGACGAAGAAGAUACGAGGGGCCAUGGACUAGGGAAAUAUGCAAAUGAAAUAAAAAAAUAUCAUAAACAAAGAGAGCAACAGAAAAAAGUCAUACAGCACGUAUAUAUUAAUAUACAGUAUAUCAACGUAGUGCACAUUAAAUAGGUUAGAUGAAUUAGAAUAGUAGCAUUUUGCUACUGCCUGCUCUUAAUCCACACUUUGUAGUUUGAAUAUAGUUUACAUUAACACAUUAAAUAUUAUCGAAUACUUAUACGAAUUAUCGACAAUUUGGACGCUAAGCGAUGCUUAAACUACACUUUCUAAGAGAAUAAAUAUAGGCAUAGAUGAUUCCAUUCCUCUUUUCUAAUAGUAUUAUUUUUUGUAUUCAUUUGUUGUUUAACCGACCAAAAACCUUAUGUUUCUUUUAAAUUAAGCGCGUUACACACAAAGAGCAAAUGAUUUUUUCUAGGCCAUCGAACGAGCGUUUCUUGCCCUGGACGCGAGGCGUCACUAGCUUCUAGCUCAUCUGUCAAAUCAGACGUACCCCGGAAAACUAGGCUUUUUUUUUAUAGGCUAUCUAAUUGACAUAAAUGGGUCGUAAUAAUUCUCUUGGCUAAUUUUGAUAAGAAUUUUUAUGAGAAAAUGAAUAAAUAAUUGAAUAGUUUACAGUAUACAGUCACUUUAAUGUAUUUCUUUAUUUCCUCUUUCCCCAUAGGCGUUAAAAAACAAAAAGGUAAACCUCCUUCGGCAAGAGCAUCCGUUAUUUGUGCUGUCUGCUCAAAGAAGUUCAACAAUUCUUCGGCUCUCGCCAAACACAAACUCACACACUCGAAUGAAAGAAAAUAUGUUUGCAAAAUUUGCUCCAAGGCGUUCAAAAGGCAGGACCAUUUGAACGGUCAUAUGCUAACUCAUAGAUCAAAGAAACCGUUUGCCUGUAAAUUUAAAAGUUGUGAGAAAAGCUACUGCGACGCUAGAUCACUUAGGAGACACGUCGAAAAUGCUCAUGCUCAAGAUGUCGAAAAAAUUGUAGAAGCUAGACGGAUAAUGAACGCCGCCUAUAGUCCAAUUACUCCCACUGGGCCGAAUUCAAACGUAUUUUGGGAAGGUAAUUUUUUUGAUGAUCCCAUGACUGUUGAGUGUAAAGAAUGUAAUAGAAAAUUUAAAAAUAUGGCCGCCCUCAAUGGUCAUAUGCGUUUACACGGAGGUUAUCAAAAGAAAAGCGACGAUUUACCAGACACCAAACAAAAUUACGAAGCAGAAGAUAUACUUAACGAUAUAACGAACACCAGUGCUGAAGAAGACGAUGAUGUAUUUUCUCUAAAACAGAUGGCGCCUCUAGUUGUUUCAACAGAUAAAAAACGGCGAACAAUGUCAGCGGAUGCUGACAAGUUCACUGCACCACAAAGACCUUACGUGACCAAGGAGAGUAUAGUACAAUUGCUUAAACAGGCUGGUAUGGAAGAAAUUUUGAAUAAAGUGGGAUUGGAAGUCGAUACUGCAGGUGCAGACGAAUGUCUCGAAUUGCCGGAUGUUGACGUCUUGGAAAAUCGAAAUUCGAAACAUCAUCGACAGUUAAAUGAUGCGUGCACCGAACCGAAAUUAUUCUAUAAAAAAGAAAGUUUAGAACCGCCUAAAGUAGGAUUAGAAAAGUACCAGACUGAUUCUUGUCUAGAACUUCUUGAUCUACCGAUAAGCGAGGGUCAAGGAUUCAAAGUUGAACCUGCUAAAUUACUCCUCGAUACAUUCGAAUCAGAGGUAAAAGAAGAAGUUAGUAGAGUUGGAAAAACUAAAUCUUGUUCUAGUAUUGAAAUGUUGGAAGAUAAUCCAGAACUUCGUAGACCGUUUAAUAAAAUUGAAUUUCUACAAGGUGACAAAAACAAUCAUAUAGAAACGAACGUGCAUAAUCAAAGUUUCAGUAAACUUAGCAAUAAACAACCUCACAUUAACAUAACGCCUUGUCGAAGUAAACAGGAGAAAAGAUUUCGUAAUGCAGAACUACCAAAAGUAAAGAAAAAAUAUAUACCUGAACCAUUAGUGAUACCUCCAAAUUUAAAUACCUCUUUUGGCUUUGUCUCUCAUCUACGCUCGCCAAAAUUUGACGAGACUAGUUGUACAAUUCCUCCCUACACACCACCUCCAAUCCUCUCACCCGCCAGAAGAGGUUCCGGUUUAUUUUGGACAGUUAAAAAUCAAAAUUGCUUGCUACCUUUAGAAACUGAUAUACUACCGCAUAUCAACAUUGGAACAAACUAUCAAGCUCAAAUUCCUCAAUUGCAGAUAAUGAAAACAACGGAAAUUUACCCAGAAACAUCUGUUUGGUCAGUUGAGUCAGCUAAUCGCUUAUGCGACUUAGAGUUGUCCAACUAUGAAAAGAUUGCUUGUAGUGCUGCAGUUCCUGGUACAGGAACAAACAAGGAAUAUGCCUUGCACGUACUUCACGCAGCCAAAGGAGAUGUUAAACUCGCGAUGAUGCUUCUCUUAACGGGAGACGUAAAAUCGGAAGAAUCCGUCCGUAAACGUAUCAAUUAUGAUCUUCCGCUGGACGAGACAGAGCCGUGGAGUAGGCCCGAAAUUGAAUCUUUUAGUCAAGCUAUGGUUAGUCACGAUAAGAAUUUUAGAAAAGUCUCCGAAUGUGUUGGAACCAAAAAUAUUCGUCAGUGUGUUCAAUUCUAUUACUUAUGGAAGAAAGUAUGCGCAAAUGAAUAUAAGAAGAUGAAAAUGGUUAGGAAGAGAAGACAUCAGAAUGAAAACUUUUUAUUAAGAUCAACAAUGGAUGAUUAAAGGAUUUAGAAGAGAAUUUAAUCAUUUAUUAUUUAAAUUAUACAACAAAUUUUAAUUCUUUGUUUAUUAUAUUUGUCUUUAUGACUUUUUUGUUUUUCUUUUAUUUAUAUUUUUUGCCUUUUAAUGUGCCAUAUAAAAAACACGAACGGAAAUUAAACUUUUUGUGAUCCAGUUACCCAAUCAUUUCUUAAUUUUCAAUUAGUAACAGUUAAACGCCAAACACUCUUCUAUAAUACAAUUCCCCGGUACUUUCCUCUCUUGUAAUUACAUAAAACAAGUUGCCAAAGAGAAAAAACUGCUCAUCUUUUAUUCAAUAAAAUAGACUACUUCCAGUAUCUCUUCGCGUAAAUGUUUUAACUUGGUUUAAUGUUAAAACAGUAAACUGUUUUUUAAAAGUGAAGUGAAGAGAAGAGAUAGAAUAGGAUGAUGAGUUUUAAUUUCUAAUGUUUUUUUUUAAUUAAUGCUACUCUUCCGUUUGAUAGCUGAAAAUGAGAUAGAAAAGACAAUAACAUUUUAAUUAACUUUCCAUUUAUUU
Molecule: messenger RNA, 3978 nt
Organism: Dimorphilus gyrociliatus
Lineage: Eukaryota; Metazoa; Annelida; Polychaeta; Dinophilidae
Source: the annotation of a GenBank genome assembly